AUGGCGAGGAGGCAAAACGAGAGAGCAAAGGGCCAUAUCAAGUGGUUCAAUGACCAGAAAGGCUCUGGAUUCAUCACUCCUACUGACGAAGGUAAAUAUUUGUUCGUCCACCACUCUGGGAUUAAGGCCGGCAGUGGAGGGUUUCGCAGUCUGGGCGAGUAUGAAAUCAUCAAGUUUGAAGUGGAGCAAGGUGGUGAUGGCCGUACCAAGGCCAUUGAUAUCACUGACCCAGAUGAGGGACCUGUUCAGGGAGGAAAUGAGCAACGGACGGAGGAGAAGAAGCUAGGGAGAAUAGAGGGAGAGCUUUUGGAGAAAAACAGAGGAGGCUACGGCUAA
Coffea eugenioides is the source of this 336-nucleotide messenger RNA. Its product is annotated as glycine-rich protein 2-like. The coding region runs from base 1 to 336 and encodes 111 amino acids. Gene Ontology annotation, molecular function: nucleic acid binding. The transcript has 2 exons. The record is from RefSeq and is a predicted model, not a curated record. NCBI's taxonomy places the organism in Eukaryota, Viridiplantae, Streptophyta, Magnoliopsida, Gentianales, Rubiaceae.